Aspergillus eucalypticola CBS 122712 is the source of this 1239-nucleotide messenger RNA. RefSeq lists its product as uncharacterized. Lineage: Eukaryota; Fungi; Ascomycota; Eurotiomycetes; Eurotiales; Aspergillaceae. Bases 61 to 1239 code for a protein of 392 amino acids. The record is from RefSeq and is a predicted model, not a curated record. The transcript has 5 exons.
UUUGUUUCUCAAAGACCCCCCUUUGCCUCUCUAAGACCUUCUUGCAUCAUCAGUCCUCUCAUGGCUUCAUCCCUGGCCGAUCAAACUCCUGAAAGUUCAACGACAAAUAACAUGGUCCAAAUUAGAGUCCACAUUCUCUUUCUACUCAAUGUGGAAGGGCUUAAGUCACUAGUUCAUGCAUCGCCCAUUUAUCAUGACCACUCAGUGAGCUUCUCGCAGACACGCAACCACGAUAGAAUCCAUGAUUUAUUCGAGACACUCACAAAGCGGCGCUUUUCGGCCCGACUCACAUUGAAAGAUGCCAUAGAUAUGGUAACUUUUUAUCUCUCGGUCUUGAAACCUUUCUCACGGCACUAUUCUGCGUGGGCAUUAGGAAAUCUAGCCGAAGAGCGGGAAGCAACACAUACCAAGAUCGACGAAGGCCUGAGUGAAUCGGAAGAAUUUAGGAUAAUCCGCUCUCUGUAUCGCUUCCAGUUAUGUAGUAAUGUAUUCGGCAUCGGACCCAACAAGGACAAGCUUGAUCUUUUCAGGAUAGACUUUCAACUCAGUGAUACCGAGAUUUUAAAGCUACUCGAAGAUUUAUGGGAACCAUGGGAAGUAGAGGAGAUCAAUUGCAUCAAUAUCUUUGCGGAAACAAAAUGUCGUGAGAUUCAUGAUGCUGUGAGCUGGGAUUUCAGUGAGAAGAACCCACGGUUUGAUGAUCAGGAAAGACCGCCCAGUCCGGACGGGGCAGUGAAUAUACCACAGCACAGCCAUGCUUUUCUAAUCGGGACUAUUACACAAGGCCUCGAGCGUUUGUAUACUAUCUUUUUCAAGGUCCAGGAGCACUCGGAAUUAGUCAACAUAAUGGAGCAGACCUUGGUUCUUUGGCUCGAGGAUUUCCUUGAAGGAGAUGUUCAUGGCGCGUUCACCCACGCGGCACAAAGUGGGCGUCGAGUUAGGGCACCGUCCGAGCGAGAUAAGAAGGAGGAGCGAAGAGAGCCUUUGCCUUUCCGGGGUGAUAGGGUGAACGACUACUCGGAAGGAGCGUAUCCGCCAUUGGCAUGGACACUUUUGUGGAAAGGAACAUACAGCAAUAUGUUAGGAAGCUACAUACCUGAUGAAUUCCACAGGUGGGGGUAUGUUAUGUGGGAUGCGGCCCGGUUGGAGCGCACCGGUGCGAAGGAAGUAUUCGCAAGGGGGUGGGACUUGAUGUGGGGUGAGAAUGAAGAUGCGAGAGACCAGAGAGAACUUUUUUGA